Molecule: messenger RNA, 1601 nt
Organism: Populus trichocarpa (black cottonwood)
Lineage: Eukaryota; Viridiplantae; Streptophyta; Magnoliopsida; Malpighiales; Salicaceae
Product: serine/arginine-rich splicing factor SR30
Exons: 15
Coding region: 223-1230 (335 amino acids)
Cellular component (GO): ribonucleoprotein complex; cytoplasm; nucleus
Molecular function (GO): mRNA binding
Source: RefSeq, a predicted model, not a curated record
CAAACCAACAAGUACAACAAGAAAUAAUGGAAAAACGGGAAACAAAACUUCUCAUCCUCUUUCUAUAGCCUUCGAGAAGAAACUCGAAGCUGUACAAAAAACAUACUCUCAGGAGCUCUAGAGGCAAAGAAAUAAAGGAGGAAGUAAAAAACGAGAAACAUUCCGAGUGUGAUUUCUCCCUCUCCAGAAUCCAGUAUUUACCCCAAAAAACUAGAAAAGGAAAUGAGCCGAGCAAGUCGAACACUUUACGUUGGCAAUCUCCCCGGCGAUAUUCGUGUGAGGGAAGUUGAAGAUUUGUUUUAUAAGUAUGGGCCCAUUGUUGACAUUGAUUUGAAAAUCCCACCGAGACCUCCAGGCUAUGCAUUUGUUGAGUUUGAAGAUGCUCAUGAUGCUAAAUAUGCAAUUCGCGGUCUGGAUGGAUAUAAUUUUGAUGGUUGUCGAUUACGAGUUGAGCUUGCUCAUGGUGGGCGAAGACAUUCAUCACCAGUGGAUCGUUAUAGCAGUUACAGUGGUAGCAGUGGUAGCCGUGGGCCUCCCAAGCACUCUGACUAUCGUGUUUUAGUCUCUGGAUUGCCUUCUUCUGCUUCAUGGCAAGACUUAAAGGAUCAUAUGCGUCGAGCUGGGGAUGUCUGCUUUUCUCAAGUCUUUCGCGACCAUGGUGGCAUGACAGGAAUUGUAGACUACACGAACUAUGAUGACAUGAAAUAUGCUAUCAAGAAGCUUGAUGACUCUGAGUUCCGGAAUGCAUUUUCUCGGGCAUAUAUUCGGGUGCGGGAGUAUGAUUCUAGACGGAGUUACUCUAGGAGCCCCAGUUGCAGUUCACAUGUAUCAAGAAGCCGGAGUCGCAGUCGCAGUCACGGUCGAAGCUAUAGUGACAGGAGCCGGAGGUCCACACCGCCCAAGUCUCCAAGGGCAAAAUAUUCACGGCGUUCUCGAUCUGUAUCUGUUUCCUCUCGUUCUCGUGCAGGAUCAUCUCCACGAGCUUUGUCGAGUGAUCUGGCCACCUGGGGAUUGGAUGUUAAGGACUUGAGGGGAUGUGGUGGGUCGUAUGCGUGCACCUCUUUGCAUGUUUUGAGAUCCCGUUCAAGAUCAAGAUCUCCAGUUGAUUCUCGGCCUCGCAGCAAACAAGACUAUAGAACCCCAAGCAGAAGCCCCGCUCGUUUAUCUCAGCCCCGUUCGCCUUCUGUGAGAUCUGAUAGAAGUCGUUCAGUAGACUCCAUGGAUCGUUGAAGAGUGUCUUGCUCUCCUGAUCGUGGAACGUUUUUAGUGAACUCUACACCUAUAAAGCUAGAUAUGCCUCGGUUGAUGGUUUGGACUAUGAUCAACUUACUAAUCUUAUUUGAUACUGAAUUUAAAGUUAGUGACUUUUUUUUUCCCGAUAUUGCUUUUGUCAGGAUGUAUAUGGACGGUGCUGGGAUGAUCUUAUUUCAUAGCUCUCGAGGUUUUUUAGGCUUUGUUUUUUUAUUAUUAUUGCGGUGUGGUGGGGUUUGUAUUUUGUCCGGAUUAUAUAUUUGAAAGUCUUUCUAGUUUUGUAAAACUUUCUGGAUUAAAAAAAAAUAUAUAUAAUUUGUAUAUUUGAUAAAAUUUAUUUUAUUUUAAAA